Ochotona curzoniae (black-lipped pika) is the source of this 2217-nucleotide messenger RNA. It is a transcript of the gene AKNAD1, whose product is annotated as AKNA domain containing 1. NCBI's taxonomy places the organism in Eukaryota, Metazoa, Chordata, Mammalia, Lagomorpha, Ochotonidae. The transcript has 11 exons. The coding region runs from base 1 to 1977 and encodes 658 amino acids. The record is from RefSeq and is a predicted model, not a curated record.
AUGGACGAGGCUGACUUUUCAGAAGACAUGACUUACAAGCAACAGGAGGAUUUGCCUUAUGAUGGAGAUCUCCCCAGGAGCAAGAUGCACAAUGAGUGUAACGUUCCUUCAAAUGAUGCCCAUACCAAUGUGGCUGAUCAGACUCUUUCAGUCGGAGAUGCCCCUGAGAAAAAGGCUCCACAGGAGACUUUCAGAAACAGAGCUAUGGUCAUGGCCCCAGACAAAAUCACUGAAAAUCCUGUCGACAAAAAUGAUGACAAAGAGAAGCAAUGCCUCAUUAUUCCGUGUGUUGCAGCUAAUGAAGGAGACACCUCAAAGACGAAUGUGUCUAAUAUUUUACACCAUCAUCUUUCCAGAGAGCGGUCCCUAAGAGGUCAAGGCAUUGAAGAUAAAGCUCCCCAAAAAACCUGGAGUUCAGACAGCUCUGAAGAAGCAGCCAUCAUUGAAAAUAUAAUUUCAGGUUAUAUUCAGAGUCCUUGCCCGAAACAGCAAAGCCCAGCCAUCACAGACCGACUCAGCCUUAAAAGGGAUGGUGAAAGCAGCCGGAAGUCCCAAAGGGGAAUCACAGCAGAGGAAAAUGCCCAUGACCCAGAAAGGCCAGAGGUUGCUGAACAGAACCACCAUCAGGAAAACACAAAGCUCCCCAGUGAAAUUGAGGGUCCAAAUGAUAAACUUCAAAGCUGCCAAGGGCGAGCACCCCAAAAGCAGGAAACUGAAAGAGCACUUUUGGGCAGUGGGUUCCACUAUGGCCAAGGUCAAGUUCUUUGCCAGUUCCCUGAUUUCUGGAAGGCUGCACCUAAAGUGAAAAUGUCCAAAACUAACACCAUGAAUAGAUCAUUGAUAAUAACUAAACAACCCAUCUUUUCUCCUAAAUUGAGAUAUAAGCCAGCUAUUAUGCAUGAUAUUUUAGAAACCAUGUCUAGGUCACAUUGUUCUGAAAAGCAACAUCAAGAGCAGAAAAGAAAAAUCACAAAAGUUUCACAGCAAACACAGGUGAACAACUGUGUUGGGUCCAGUCCUCCAGCGGCUAAGAUGAAGCCUACAGUCCUUGUCUGCCAGGAACGUCUCCCAGGAACAGAAUCUGAGACAAAGCUCUUAAAGCUGUCGUCAACCUGGCAGAAAGAUCGUCUCUCAAGUUCUUCUUCCAUAUUUCAGAAGAUAUCCCAAGGAAAACAGAUGUGUCAGAGCUUGAAAGAACAGACAGAUGAGCUGAUGACCAAAGUGCAAGAAUUUUCCAAUAGAAUAAAGCAGGACUCUAACUGCCAUUUGCAAGACCUAACAGAGGAGCUCCCCAGAGGCCCUUCAGCUCGGCACGACGGAGCAGAGAUCCUGCCAUUCAGCUCCAGAUGCGCCUUCUGCCGCCACCGGCUGCUGGAAUGGAAGCAAAAGAUGGAGAAGAAAAGCCACAGAAGGAUCAGCUGUGGAGGACCUGCUGCUGAUGAUUGCAAGAAGGUCCUGCUGCGUCGGGACUCGGCCCUCACUCUUAGCCACAGCAAGAAUGUAGAUGUGCUCAAGCAAGAACAGCUACCAGUACAAGCUGCUCUCAUAAGUCAGUGGGCCAGUCACAGAUCUGCCACCAGGCAGACCACCAAGGACCUAUGUUCUGAGGUUAAUCAUACCAAACUUUUUUCAGCUUGCUCAAAAUCAAAAUGGAUCUGUUCCCAGAAAGUGAAUCCUAAAUCCAUUCCCAAUGAACAGGCACCCACACCUGGGAAAAAAAAUCUGCAGCCCCUUUCGGCCUCCAGCCCAAACCCCGCCUCUCCCUUACGCCCCGUCCAGUCCUGCAAGAUAUCAGGGAGCAAAUCCCUGUGUGAUCUCAGUACCGCCAAAGACACGGAAUCCAAGAUUUUAAACUCAGCUUUGGAUCACGCUCUAAAGACAGCAAGCAUUUUGAAAAAAACUACCGAUCAAAUGAUUAGAACAAUUGCAGAAGAUCUUGCCAAAGCAGAGAAAUGGAGAAAUCGGCUGAAGUACUAGCUCAGCCCAAGCCAACGGAGGCUUAGAGAAAAACAAAUUGCCAGACAACCCGACCUACCAACCCCCACCCCCAUAUUUUAUUUAUUACACAGUUUAGGAAGAUGCUGCUUGACAGAAGACAUCCAAAACCUAAGGAAUAGCAACAUAAAAUGCUUACUGGGGGAUGGGGAUGGGGAAAAGACCUCUUAAAAUCAAGUAUUUAUUUUAAAAUAAACCUAUGUCCUAACUUACAUUAAAGAA